UCAAAUUUCGAUUACUGGAAGUCUAUGAUUUUAGAAAUUAAAAGAACACUCUCAGACAAGGAGACAAAGGAAUGUUAUACGAAAUAUUUGUGGAGUCAAGACAAUGUAGAUGACCAAAUCCCCACAAACAACUUUCGCAACUUUCGUUUUACAUGCAAUAAUAGCAUAGACUUCAACACCGCAAGUGCCUUAACUGUGAAACUAUUUGCAGAAGAAAUACCAGCGCUUAACCAAGAUGCCAAGAGGAUUUCUUGUAAAGAGAACAAAGAACACGGGACAGUUUUCUUACCGAAUAAGACAUUGCUCCGACGAAGAUAGAAGUGAAAGUGGAUCCGACCAGGAAUAUGUGCAAACGAACUUUGGGUCGCCAGACUCCGGUUAUUCUGCGUCGCCGACUUUCGCCACAUUCCGUGAGCGCUACGGACAUUACGGCGACAUAGCGAGCUACGCGCAGUCACCACUGGCAUCUCCACAGAAAAUCACCUACGGUUAUCCCUCUCCGCUGUGUUAUUCGAACUUUGAUCGUCUGUCUGUUUGUUACGACGCACCAUUAGACUUGAAAAUCAACAAAACCAACAAUAUCAAUUAUGACGACGAAAAACCUUUGGACUUUUCUAAAACGCCACUCAAAUCGCCAUCACCGGAAAGAAUUCCUGUGCCACCUGCAAAAUUUGAACCAUCUACUCCAAUAAGCCCUAACAAACGACGUGGUAAUUCUGACGGCUCUGAGAACAAAUUAAAAGUAACUAAAAAGCCAAAAGCAGCAAGAAAAAUUAACUUCGAUGAAGACAAUUCUUCUCCAGUUUCUGGAACAAUAAUUCGCAAACUGACGGACGAGGUUGAUGGUGCGAGGAUUGUGUGUGGAGAUAUAGACAGUAAGUUUAACUGUGUUGAGGUGACCCCAGAGGCCAAGGCAGAGUUGGCUAAGAUAGAGAACCGGAUAGGCGAGUAUGUGUGCCGCUUGUGUAAGGAUCGGUUUGAGGACGCCUUCCAGCUGGCUCAGCAUCGGUGUUCUAUGAUCAUCAAUAUCGAGUACAGGUGUCCGGAAUGCGAUAAGGUCUUCAACUGCCCUGCAAACCUGGCUUCCCAUCGCCGAUGGCACAAACCUCGGCCCAACACUAAGAAGCCGGUUUCAACGCCAAUGAAGAUUCUUCCAGCCAUGCAGGUCCUGGAUCAAGCUGUGCUAGGACAACCAGACUCUAUAGCUCUGAGUCCCAAAGUGCCCACAGAGGAGAAGCAGUUCCCUUGCGACCAAUGCGGCAAGAAGUUCCGUCGUCAGGCCUACCUCAAAAAGCACAUGCAGACACACGACACCGACUCCAUCUAUGUAUGUCAGUAUUGUAGCAAGAUCUACCCGAACGACAACGCUCGUGCUAAACAUGAACAAACUCACACUGUUGGCAAGGAACUCACGUGCACGUUGUGCAAUACGUCAUUUCCUAAUAAAAUUGUCCUCGAGAAACACGUGCGUCAACAUGGCAACGAUAAGUUUGAUUGCAAAUACUGUGACAAUUCCUUUUGCAGUUCACCCGGAUUGACCAGACACAUUAAUAAAUGCCACCCGUCGGAGAACAGACAGGUUAUUCUUCUGCAAAUUCCAGGAAACCGCAACUGCUAGAUACAAGCGGGUUUCACUUUAUCGACAAUGUAGAGCAUGACGUUAGUUUGAAAUGUAUAUGUGCCUUGCUGUAGGGACAGGGGUAGUGUGUUUUUGUGCCUUGGACAGUGUAAUAGCUUUGUGAUUGUAACCGUUUACUAACAGCAUGAACAUUAGUGGACAUGGUUGGACUAAGGAUUUGAAAAUAAGCAAGGCCAGAAAAGAAGGUCGCAAUACUUACGUUUAACUGUGAUUAUGUAUGCAAAUUACUUUUGUGAGGUGUACAUUGAUGAUUUUACCAAAUUACGUUAAGGUACUCAUAUAAUUUAUCAUGUCUAGUCUUUUUUGUUAACCUUUAAAAGGUUUUAAAUUUAUUUAUUGAAUUGCGGUGCGUUUCGUUUAUUUAUUUAUUUAAGAUUUUAUUUUUGAAGGGCGGCGACUUCAGUUCUAAGUGCAAUGUUACCAUCUGUCUUUAUUCAUGUGCAAUAUUUUAUUUCAAGAUUUUAUUUUUACAUGUAUUUAUAAUCUGUGGAAGAGGGUGCAAUACGUUUUCCAUAUUUUAUUUCUAAUGUAAAGAUGUAUAUUUAUAUUUCAUUAGUCGUGCAAUAUUAUGUGUGUGCAAUACACUUGUGCAAUAUUUAAAUCGUGCAAUAUAGGUUUAUCGUGCAAUAACAUCUCGUGCAAUACAUUGUGUGCAAUAUCAUCACGUGCAAUAAGAUUCGUGCAAUAACUCAUCGUGCAAUAAUAGUAAGAUUUAAUUGUGUGCAAUAACAUCUAUGUGCAAUAUUUUAAGUGCAAUGUCUACUUUUAUUAUGAGAACCUAGUCAAGUAAUGUGUGCAAUAAAUGCUCUGUAGUUUUAGUUGUGCAAUCUAGUUCAUUACAUAUAAAAUAUAUUUAUUUACUCAUGUUUUACGUUAUAUGCAUAGUUAUGCAUAUCCAAAUGAAGUCGCCGUCUUAUGGUUUUAUAUAUUUACUUAGUUGAACGAAAUCCAUUUUAUUGACAUUAUAUGUUAUAUUAGUUUUAUACCUUAUGAUUUAAUAUCAGUAUUGCCAAAAUUUUCAAAUGCUUUACCAGCAAGUACUAUUUUACAUUUUUCUCUAUGUUUCAUUAUUUUACAUGUAAAAACUAUAAAUUAUACAAAUCAAUUUUGGACACAUUUAACUUUAUAAUCAAAAUCAUUCUAUCAAAAAGUUAUUCAUUUAACAACAUUUCAUUUUGUAUAAUUUAUAGUAAAUAAUUUAAGGAGUUAUCAAAUGAUUUUUAAUCAAUUGCUUUUUCAAAAACAUUAAAUUCAUUUUAAAUGGUUAACCUUUUAUGGAGUUUUAUUUUUUCACUUUUACAAUUUUUAUUUUUAAUUCCAAAAUUUGAUGUCUCCUUAUCAGUAGUUCGACAUGUUCAGUAAUCCAUGCCUGUCUUUGCCUUAUAUGAUAUUGUU
Mya arenaria is the source of this 3034-nucleotide messenger RNA. RefSeq names its product insulinoma-associated protein 2-like. Bases 236 to 1618 code for a protein of 460 amino acids. The record is from RefSeq and is a predicted model, not a curated record. Gene Ontology annotation, biological process: negative regulation of transcription by RNA polymerase II; neuron differentiation; regulation of cell cycle process. The transcript has a single exon. Gene Ontology annotation, molecular function: DNA-binding transcription repressor activity, RNA polymerase II-specific; RNA polymerase II cis-regulatory region sequence-specific DNA binding. Gene Ontology annotation, cellular component: transcription repressor complex; nucleus. NCBI's taxonomy places the organism in Eukaryota, Metazoa, Mollusca, Bivalvia, Myida, Myidae.